AGUGGUUUCACUGUAUUCAUGCAAAUUCCAAGAAAAAGGAAGUUUUCUACGACUGGUUUUUAUUCAUAGUUCUAUCUCUAUCUUACACCAGAAAUUCAGCGGACUGGCUAUUUUGCAAGGAACUGAAAGCUGGGACAGAGAUCAGUCAAUAGAGGUUGCAGAGAGGGCGAUUUUUAGUCUUUCUUAAAGGUAUAUUUGUUAUAAUCUCCUCGUUAGUAAAAAAUGAGGAUUUUAACAAGAACGGUUCAAUUGAUUCGCAAGAACUUGGUUUAUGCUGUGCUUCUUUACUUUUGCCUUCUUAUAUUUGAUUACUGGCUUGUUAAGACGCAAUUCCCUACAUCUUCCAAUUCAAAGUUAGCUUACCUUCAAACACCAAUUGAGGAUGUUCGCAUCGUCGAAUGCGGGCUUUUCUCUCCCUUUUGCAGACCUGUACUUUCCUUUUGGCGAUGGGAUCGCUCUAGCCAUAAUUUGUAUCGAUCAUGGCUUCCUUGGAAACGGGCGUACGUGUUCGUAAAAAGGCCUAGCAGGUAUAUUGCUGGUGUGACACCAACCGUCGAAAAUUUAAUGAUCGACCAUCAAUUGAUGAAAGGAAAGAAACAUAACCUUCAUAUUCAAUACGGUCCAAAUGGGGACGUAUGUGAUGUGGAAGGUUUAUUCGGUACUGAUGCCAGCGAAGUACGAAGAGGAUGGAGUCCAGUGCAAUCACAGUUUCUUUACCUAGGUCGUCCAAUUUUGCUGACCCAACGAUUUUGCUCGUAUCCCCUUGUUCCAGCUAUUGAAGAUCUUAAGAAGAACGAACCCGCAUUUGUAGAUGUGCCCUUUGACGAUAGGAGGGAAACGUUGAAGAUCUUGCAGUUAUCAGACUUGCAUUAUGCGACUGACCGUACAAAAUGUCGAGAUUCGUAUCCUCCAGAACGUCCCACAGACUGUAUGGCAGACGCAACGACUCAUGCUUUUGUUACGGAUAUUUUAAAACGAGAAUCUCCAGAUCUUGUCCUCUUUACAGGGGACUUGAUUACUGGUGACGCGGUGGACGAUUCCAAAACGUCUCUUAUGAAAGCAUUGGCUUCCGUAGUAGAUUACGAUAUACCGUUCGCUGUUACUUAUGGAAAUCAUGACAGUUUAGGAGAUUUGGCUAAUGAUGAGAUGGCUCAAAUUGUUCACCAGGUCCCUGGAAAUAUCGGACUAAUGGGAAAUAUUUCUGGGGUUGGGAACUUCGUUUUGCGAAGCCCAAAAAGAUUUUCUAUAUACGUACUAGACUCACAUGCAGGAACUACAAAUGGUCGGGCUUGUCCCGUGUAUGAUGCUAUCAAGAAAGACCAACUUGCUUGGUUGCGAUCAAAAAAGACAGAAUUUCAAAACGAUCCUAUUCAAAUGGUAUUUUUUCAUAUACCAUUAAAAGAAUUUUGCGAAGUGGAGGACAUGGUCGGAUCAUAUCGAGAGAAAUGUUCCUCAUCCUAUUGUGAUCCAGGGACAGCAAGGACGUUAAGCGAAUUGCAAAUUCCUGUGGCUGUAGCCGGUCAUGAUCAUGUAAAUGACUUCUGUGGAAUUCAUACGACUUACAAGGUAAGAUUCUGUAUGGCAGGAAGCACUGGGUUUGGCGGUUACGGUGGACAUGGCGGAUAUAUUCGACGUGCCAGACUAUGGGAAUUAAACCCUUCGAAACGGACAAUUCGCACCUGGAAGCGUUUGGAAUGGCCUCCAGAAGAUAGGUCAAAGAUAUUUGAUGAACAGACCUUUGAUGUGUAGUGAAUAUUGUGGCACUUCUUUCUUUUUACCCAUUUUCAUUCGGUUUUUUAUUUAUUAGAUUCACUCAGCGAUAAUUUGCUUUUUGACAGUGAUAGAGUAACGUUAUAUAAACUAUCAGCUAUAGGUUAAAAACAGAGGAAAGUCAUGUGUUCAUUUGUACUGUAAACAAUCAUUUUUUAGACCGGUAUUAACCGAAUAAUCAAAUUGAGGUAUACUGAGUUUAUUAUUUUCUAUAUCGAAGAAAAAUCUAAGGAAACAUAAAAUUUCUGAAAAAGAAAUAGACAUAACAAGGAAGCAGCUUAAGCUUGAAGCUUUUCCUUCAAAA
This is a messenger RNA of Schizosaccharomyces cryophilus OY26, 2074 nucleotides long. Its product is annotated as phosphoprotein phosphatase. Gene Ontology annotation, cellular component: cytoplasm. The record is from RefSeq and is a predicted model, not a curated record. NCBI's taxonomy places the organism in Eukaryota, Fungi, Ascomycota, Schizosaccharomycetes, Schizosaccharomycetales, Schizosaccharomycetaceae. Gene Ontology annotation, molecular function: phosphoprotein phosphatase activity. Bases 223 to 1749 code for a protein of 508 amino acids. The transcript has a single exon.